GGAAAGACGAGGGGAAAAAAGCGAAAAAGCCCGAUAUUUAAAUGGUUUUUUUUUUCCGGCGCAGCGGAAAUUUUUGUUUGAUGUACAUUUGAAAGGCAGCUGCAUCUCGAAGAUAGUGAUACAAAAGGGAUAAAAAUAUUGUUGGAUGGCGAGGUAUCACAGAUAAUUUAUUAUUAUGAUCAUCGAGAAUUUAAGAAUCUUUCUAAGACUAUCGGCUUUGGAGGUUCUGCUUCGGUUUACACCGCGAAAUGGAUGGAAACAACAACAACAUAUGCAAUUAAAAGAUUUCGCAAUAGUUCUAGGGAUGAUAUUAUUAAUGAGGUUUAUUUAAUGGGAAAAGUUAAUUGUCACCCAAAUAUUAUUAAAAUUUGUGGAGUUACGACACUUGAAGGCGAAACAAAUUAUUCGCUCAUCCUCGAAUGUGCGGAUAGUGGAACAUUAGGAGAGUAUUUAAGGGAAAACGCUGCAACUUUUAGAUGGGAAGAUCAAUUAAAAUUUGCAAAUGAUAUCGCAAGUGCAGUUUUGUGUCUACAUAGUCAUCAAAUUAUCCAUGGUGAUCUUCAUCCCGGUAAUAUUUUAAUACAUCAACAUUCGAUAAAAAUAGCAGAUUUCGGACGUUCACGUCUUCACGGAUCGGUUAUCAACAAAAAAGAAAAAGCAUAUGGCGUAAUUCCUUACAUGGAUCCAAAAAUUCUUAAAGACCAUUCGUGUGAUUUAACCGAAAAAUCCGAUAUAUAUAGUCUAGGAGUAUUAUUCUGGGAAUUAACAAGUCGUAAGUCGCCUUUUGAUUUUGAAACAAAAAAUAAUUCCCCUUUCGAAAUUAUUAAAAUCAAGUCGAACAUCCUUGAGGGUAUGAGAGAAAAACCUUCUCCAAGCACAAACCAUAAAUUUAUUGCGCUGUAUAAAAAGUGUUGGCAACAUGAACCAAAUACAAGACCAGAAAUUCGCCAAGUAAUUUUAGAACUUGAAGAACUCAAUAAUAAUGAACCUUUAGUUGUAUCAGAAAUUUUUAGUUCUGAAGAAAUCGAAACAACAUUAGAAAUAUCAGAAACACCAGAAAACGAUGAAGUUAACGUACCAAGUUAUGACUGUGACAUAAACAAAUAUGAGUUAUAGAAUACUUAAUUAUGAUGUAUUUUUUAUUCGUAUCAUUUGUAGACAACAUGACUUAAAUUAUAGAUUAAUUUUCGUGGUUAUCGUAAAUAUAUCGUACAGUACAAUGAAAUAAUGAGUAAAAAAAAAAA
Rhizophagus irregularis DAOM 181602=DAOM 197198 is the source of this 1244-nucleotide messenger RNA. The record is from RefSeq and is a predicted model, not a curated record. NCBI's taxonomy places the organism in Eukaryota, Fungi, Glomeromycota, Glomeromycetes, Glomerales, Glomeraceae.